This is a messenger RNA of Cordyceps fumosorosea ARSEF 2679, 2901 nucleotides long. Its product is annotated as Heat-labile enterotoxin, A chain. Lineage: Eukaryota; Fungi; Ascomycota; Sordariomycetes; Hypocreales; Cordycipitaceae. Bases 1 to 2901 code for a protein of 966 amino acids. The transcript has a single exon. Gene Ontology annotation, molecular function: toxin activity. The record is from RefSeq and is a predicted model, not a curated record.
AUGAGGGUUUUCACCACUCGACAGUCCAGGAUUUCCUGGCUGUCUUUGACUGUCCUGGCAGCAUUCUUCCUCUUUCUCGGCCUCGGCCACGGACAUCCAGCUUCCGGCGGCCACCUCAACCAACUGGCCGAACGCGGCGGCAGCAGCUCCAAGCCCGGCAAGGCCCCGAAGCCCGGCAAGGCUCCCAAGCCCGGCAAGGGUCCAAGCGGUGGCGAGUCGUCCACCGCGCCUCCCCCCGCGAGCUACCCCAAGGGAAAGAAGGUUGGCUUCAAGAAGACCGUGGACAGACUUCCCCCCUUCAAGCAGGAAGGCGAGCCGCUGGUCGCCUACCGCGGCGAGACCCGAGAGCCCGAGGCCAUCGAGGUGGCAGAGGGCUUCUUCCCCCGCGCCCCUACCCGGGCCAUCAACCCCGAGGAGGCGGAGCUGGGCAGCAGCAUCUACGGCCACGUCGCGGUCAAGGUCGCCAAGGAGUACACCGGCUACGUGUCGACGUCCAUGGACGCCGGCGCCGCCAGCGACUUUGGCAGGUCCUCGGGCUACGUCUACGUCAUCGCUCCCGACCCGAAGCUCAUCAACGUCCCCGAGACGCUCGGAAAGUUCAUGCCCCCCGAGUUCGCCAAGGAGGCGGAGCUCGCGGCGGCGGGCAGCAUCCCGUUCGAGCAGAUCCGCGGCUGGAUCAAGAAGGACGCCACACUCCGACCGGGCGACUGGCUGAACCUGCGCCGGCACGGGCACAAGCUCAACGGCGAACCCGUCUCCGAGGCGCUGCGCCAGGAGCUCGGCCGGGGCAUGUCCGACGCGUACACGCCCAACCCCAAGUACGAGGCCGCCAAGUACCAGAACACAAAGGCGAGCGGCGGCCGUCCGGAGCUAGCCGGUUUCCCCAAGGACAGCCCGGCCUGGAACGAGGCGCCGUGGAAGGCGCACAAGAACACCAAGACCUCGGAGAGCCUCAAGAAGUUCGUGAGCGAGAUGGUCUGCGCCAAGGCGGAGGCCUGCGUCAAGCUGCAGACGACGACCAAGGCCGGUGCUGACGGCGUGCCGAACCCCUACGAGGACGUGGACCCCCCGUGCAACCCCAAGGAGACAGAUCUCAAGAAGAGAGCCGAGGGCGAGGGUGAGGUAUGCAUCCUGGGAGCUGACGAGGACGAGGAAGAGUUCAACGGUCGCCAGACAGAAGAGGAAGGGAACGGAUCCUCCGAGGAAGGAACCGGAUCUUCCGAGGAGGGCGCUGGACUCGAGGAGGGCACUGGACUUGAGGAGAGUAUCGGCGGUAAAGCCGGUGAGAAGGUGGAGGUGGCCCGCAAGGCCUCGGAGGAAGUUUUCGAGGACCUCUUCACCUCUCGCAAGCUGAGCGAAAAGGCCGCCGAAUGGGGGCUGACCAAGGUCAAGGAUGCGCGUACCCGGGCCCUGGGCUACAAGCCGCUCACGGAGCAGUCGCCGCACUUUUCCAUCUCCAAGGUCGGGCUGGCUCUCGAGGGUGCCGGUCUCUUCGCCUGGGGUGUCGGAAUCGCUGACGCCUUCACUUCCAACAGCACGGGCUGGCAGAAGGCCGCGGCCCUGUCUGCCCUCAUUCCCUUCCUCGGCUGCGGAUUCAACGCCAUUGCUGAGUCCAAGACCAAGCAAGGCAUCGACAUCAUUGACCAGAUGAUGUGCAUCACGGCCGACAUCUUGAUGGUCACCCCGCUUGCGCCCUUUGCCUUUGUGGUUCAGGCUUUCCGCAUGAUCGCCGGCCUGUUCAAGACGGACGCGGUCCCCGAGCCGACCGAGGUGCAGGAAACUCGCGACGCAGCAUGGAGAAAGCUUCUUGACGACCGGGUCUACACGUACUACUACUCGGAGAGCUCGCUGGCGCCGCGCAACAGGAGAUUCCGAGACAAGCUGAACGGUACCAUGCUUCAGGACAGCAUGGCUGUUCUGUCCGACGCCGCCGACCUUAUCGCGGCCGCCAAGGCAACCGUGCAAGAUGCUGCUAAGACGAACACCAAGGCGGACAACAAGCAGAUCGACGCCGUGCUCUUGAACGUCACCGAUCAGAUCAAGGCGGAGAUCACGCCCAAGAUUGUCAGCAGGCAGCGAGAAUUUCUGCUGCAGCUGCCCCAGCGCAUCAAGCAGGGGACGGAUCUCUCGGUCCAGAAGAUGGCGGAGGAGUUCAACAAGGAAACCAUCGCCCACUUCCAGUCCAGCGAAACUAUCUAUCACUACACGCCCACCCCCCCUACGGGCAACGACCUGAGGCCAGCUACCAUCCGCGACCUCACCAAAAUCACUGAUCAUCUGCAGAAGAAUCCGCUGCCUCUGCCUCAGCUGUUCGACAUCGCCUAUGUCCUCGGGCAGUCCCAGGGCAUGCUGGACAUUGAGAAGCUGACGCUGCACCCCGGCGAGUUCAUCAAGUCGCGCGUGCCCGACAUGAAGCAGGAUGACGUCGACUUUUACGCGCUGCACCACACGCUGCAGAUGUCCAUGCUCCUCCGCGGCAGCACCACCGAGGAGAAGAUGUCCAAGCUCUGGCCGACCUCGGACGACAAGGCCGUCAAGGAGCUGCAGGUGCUCCUGGCGCUCAAGUUUGGCCGCGUCUUCGACUCGCAGAAGCACAUCAGGGCCGCGCAGCUGGAGGGCGACGUGCCGACCAAGGCGGAGGAGAAGUUCAUGACGCACCCGAGCAUCCCGCCGCUCAAGAUCGCGCCCGAGUCGAUGGCGUACAUUGGCCUGAUCCUGGAGCUCAGCGAGGAGCGCAUCAAGGCAAUCCCGAGACACAACGAGGUGGUGGGCUUCAAGGAGCUGGGCACCGACGAGAAGCUGAUCAUGGCGAUGCUGAGGAAGGCGAAGCAGCUGUUUGUCGAGAAGCAGGAGAAGUUUGACAAGAUUCCUGACGAGGGCCAGGCCGCCAAGGCUGCGUAA